Messenger RNA from Symbiodinium necroappetens, 585 nucleotides. The record is from the annotation of a GenBank genome assembly. NCBI's taxonomy places the organism in Eukaryota, Dinophyceae, Suessiales, Symbiodiniaceae.
GCGAUCGCCGCAUUUGACCAGUACGUUGCGCAAGCGAAGAAGAGCCUCGAUCAGCGAAGGGCCGAAACCAUCGAGCUGUUGAAGCAGCCAGCAGGUGAACUGGUUGUCUCUGCCACCAAUUUUCACCUCGAGACCAUCAAGCGAAAGGAAUCGACCAUCGAGGAACAGGCUUCGACCAUCAAGCAGCAGGCUUCGAUCAUCGACCGGCUGAGACAGCCCAGCACUUUUCUCUGGAACAUCUCGGGUCAAGACUUCUCAGCGAUUCAAUAUAACGACUUCGUGGAGAGUCCCCAGUUCGGUCUUUUGCUCGACAGUGGCUUUUGGUUUACGUACUUUCCGAAAGGGGUGCGUGGUACCAACAACGAUGGGUGGGCAUCGGUCUACUUGAAGCACGACAGGAAAUGCCGCGUAUCGGGGACUCUCACCACGGACUUCGUUACGAAGAAAAUCCUAGCGGGGACUGCCACCGCGGAGUCCGUUACGAAGACAAUUGAAGGGUAUGGAGAUUCAUGGGGUUUCGACCGUUUCGCACAGUCACCGAACCUCCAGGCCAUCAGUGUGAACAUCACGGAGUCGGAUUGUUAG